UGUAAGUCUAUCUCGAGUUUAUCACCACGUAUAAUAUAAAUUAGUAAUAAACCGUCGCACAGUAAAUUCUGUUUGUAGAAAAUGAUGAAGUUUUUUGUUCAAGUGGUACUGGUGUUAGCUGGCUUUCAGUUUGCCACAGCUAUCCGCUGUUACGACUGCACCAGCGUCAACAACACCAUGUGCCUGGACCCAAGCAGCUACGACCCGGAGACUCUUCGCCGGUUUCUGGUCUUCGCUGAAUGUGGACAGGGCGUCAUAGUCCCGCAGAACUACUUUUGCAGGAAGAUUGUACAGACUAUCUAUCACACAAAACGCGACUCUGAGUUCCGGAUAACGCGCGGCUGCGGCUGGGUGCGCGCUCCACAAAACCUCAACUGCUAUAAAGCCGACAACCACGACCAUCUUGAGACGGUAUGUCAGUGCUUUGAAGAUGGGUGCAAUGGCGCAACGUCUAUGGUGCCAGGGUGGACAAUGUUUGUCGGUUGCGUUCUUAUCACGUUAAAUAAAUUGAGCUAAAAUUA
Cydia strobilella is the source of this 521-nucleotide messenger RNA. RefSeq lists its product as uncharacterized. The transcript is spliced from 3 exons. The record is from RefSeq and is a predicted model, not a curated record. Lineage: Eukaryota; Metazoa; Arthropoda; Insecta; Lepidoptera; Tortricidae. Bases 82 to 516 code for a protein of 144 amino acids. Gene Ontology annotation, biological process: sleep; positive regulation of voltage-gated potassium channel activity; regulation of synaptic transmission, cholinergic.